GUGCUGGCACUUGGUCUAAUCCUUCUAUUACUGACGGCAAUGCUUUUCACGAGCCCGAUGACUGGAGCAGAUUCCCCAGGAUGUCGUCCCGUGUACAUGUAUCCAUCGUAUGCUCGGAUUACGUCGUUUGACGAGUCCCAUACCAAAUUUGCAUCUAAAUACUCGCUAUAUCUCUAUAGAGAACAGGGUAAGGAUCCAAUUCCUGAUGAAAAUAAUGGAUACGAGCGUUUGGACGGAAUACCCGUCCUCUUCAUUCCAGGUAAUGCUGGGAGCUACCGUCAGGCUCGUUCUAUAGCAGCACAGCUGUCAAAUCUCUACUUUGACAAAAAAGUACAUAACAGUGGAGCACGUAACUUUGAUUUUUUCACAGCUGACUUCAACGAGGACUUCACGGCGUUUCAUGGCCGUACCAUGCUCGACCAGGCUGAAUUUCUAAACGAAGCCAUACAUUUCAUACUAGGUUUGUAUUCCAAUACGGACAACCCUCCGAAAUCGGUUAUAAUAGUUGGCCACUCGAUGGGUGGUGUAGUAGCCCGAGUCAUGCUCACUUUACCCAACUAUACCGACGGAACUGUGAACACCAUCAUCACGUUGGCUUCGCCUCACGCAGCCGCUCCGCUAACGUUUGAUGGGGAUAUCUUAAAAAUAUACUCUGCUGUAGAUCGGUUCUGGUUCGAUGGAUUCCAUCCGACUACGCUGGAUAUUUCUCAGACAGCACAUCGUAGAUUGCACGAUGUUUCAUUGAUUUCCAUAACUGGAGGUUUAACUGAUACAACGUUGCCAGCUGACUAUACUACUUUGAGCUUUUUGGUGCCUCCUUCAAAUGGAUUCACCGUGUACAGCACAGGAAUCCCUAAUGUUUGGACCAAUGUGGACCACUUGGCCAUUGUUUGGUGCCAUCAAUUGCGGACCCAAAUAGCCAAAGCCAUGCUAGAAAUCGCGGACUUCUCCUCUCCUUCAAGAACGUAUCUGUUAGAAAGACGAAUGCAGGUGUUUAGAAAUAACUUCUUGACUGGAUAUGAAGACUACGCCAGCCAGGAUCUUGUUCCUAACAUAGAACAGCAACAGAACUUGGCUAUGAAAUUGGACUUGGCUCAAAUCAAGUCAUUCAACAUAAACGGCGAUAAAAAGCUCAGGAUCACGAAAGAUAAUCAAAACAGUAAAUGGAACAUAUUCCAACUAGGCAACGAUGCAAAAUUGCAAUUGGAUGUGUUAAGCUCGCUUGAACCAACUGAAUGGGAAUCUUGGUUAGCUGACGAAGAAUCCAAUAGACCAGUCAUUUUACUAUGUUCCAAUUUGGGUGAAAACAAUCAGGAGCUUGAUUUGACGGAUUUCACUAAUGACCAGACUAACGAAUUCGUAGAGUUAAAAUGUAUUGACACCGCCAGAGACGUCCAUUUAGUACCUCGGUCUAUGCUGGAUUCAAAAUCAUUAGGCGAGUCUUCGUUUGGCGGAGAAAAGACUCCAUUCUAUUCGUUGCAAUACAACGACACGAUACUAACUCGCUAUGAUCUUGUUGUAGUUGCUCAAAGAAAUAUAGCAACAGAUAGCGACUUUGUUAUAGCAGAACUUGCUGAUCAGAAAUCCACUAUUUUCGAGCUUGGAAAACACAUGUCUACUCUUUUCCACAGCAAAGCCGAUCUCUCACUAUCGUCUAACCGCCCAUUGUCUGUCAACAUCAAAUUGCCUGCUGCUUGGAGCAGUUUGCUAUCGUAUAAAUUGAAGCUAAACCUCCCUGACAAAACAGAAGGAAAGUUUGCCUCCUUCAUUCGGCAAUGGAUAGACGAACCAUACGAAAGCAAGUGGCAUAUCAAUGUGGAAAAAAACAAUGUAAUCACAUUGAGAAUGCACGGAAUCUCUCCAUUCGUACCUUUCAAAGUAAAGGAUGACUACGGGUUGAAUAUCCAACUAUGGUCUGACACAAACACCAAGGAAGAGAUACCAUUGGAUAUUGAGCUCUCUGUGGAUUUGAUCGACAGUUUCAGAUUGUUUGUCAUGAGAUAUCGAUUAUCGAUUGUAGCCACAUGUGUUCUGAUUUCAUUGUUGGCCAUGCUUGUACAAUUUCAAUUGUACUUUAGAACCGGCAAGUUCCCCAACUUUAUCUUUGUGCUUUCAUACCUCAACACCGGCUGGCCACUCGCGAUGAUCAUAUCUAUCCUCAUAGGCCUUAAUCCCAUAGUCAAGUUGGGUUGGGUGCAAUAUUUGCUCAACUUCAUUGAUCCCGUGGUAUUACUGGAUGCCAAUGAAGUCAACCUUUCGCUCAAACAAGAGUUCCGGCUCAACUCGUUCUACUUGGGUCUAGAAGAGUCCAGUCUCUGGUUCAUUGGCAUCAUGCUUUACUUCAUUGGAACCUUCUUGGUCGUAGCCACCUACUAUUUAUUAUCAGCUAUCAGCGUCUUGGGAUACGCUUUGGUGAAUCAUUUGCCUAAAACUACUUCUCCCACAAAAACUCGCAUCGUCGUCACCUUCUUGCUAAUCAUGAUGAUACCAAUUUAUAUCCCGUACCAGAUCGUAUACAUUAUCAGUUGUGUUAUCCAGGCUAUCAACGUUUUGAAAUCGGUUAACAACUCUCAGUUGUUCAACUACCAGAUCUCGCUCUUGAUUCUCAUGUUGUGGAUUCUCCCGGUGAACAUCCCCAUUGUUAUUGUGUUUGUCCACAACUUGUCGGUCAACUGGAAGACGCCGUUCUCGUCGCACCACAACUUGCUUUCCAUAGUUCCGGUGUUAUUGUUAACAGAGAGGAACGGGCUCUUGUCUCGUUUGCCAAAGAAAAAAGACCAGUUCUUCUUCAAGUGGUAUAUGGGGUACUUUAUCUUCUACUGUUUGAUCUACGGCAGUCGGCACACGUACUGGCUCCAUCAUUUGUUCAACUUGAUGAGUUGUUUGGUGUUGGUGCUUACGUUUGGCGAUGAAGAGAAGAAGGAAGAAGUCAGCAUUACAUAGCAUCACUAGCAUGUACAUAAUAUAAGCAUUAACAUAGAU
Molecule: messenger RNA, 2982 nt
Organism: Scheffersomyces stipitis CBS 6054
Lineage: Eukaryota; Fungi; Ascomycota; Pichiomycetes; Serinales; Debaryomycetaceae
Exons: 1
Coding region: 40-2943 (967 amino acids)
Biological process (GO): endoplasmic reticulum to Golgi vesicle-mediated transport; GPI anchor metabolic process
Cellular component (GO): endoplasmic reticulum
Molecular function (GO): phosphatidylinositol deacylase activity
Source: RefSeq, a predicted model, not a curated record